ACCACCGAGACGAAGUCGAGAAGCUGAUACGUGGUAGUAUCCCAUUCGUUGUGCUGUGUUUUGUUCUCCUAUUCGUUCUGCUGUGUUUUGUCCUGCUUGGUUUACUUCUCAGAUAAGUUUGCGCUCAGCUCCGACGACUUUUCCCCGUCUCGUCAUCCCCUUCUUUAAAGUCUCCCUUGCACGCAAAAAGGCAUCAAAGAUUCUCUCACUCUUCUUUUCCCCCUGCUUGUUCUUCUGAGAUCUCGCCGCUGCCGAUCGAAAGAAAUUGGUUGAAUUUCGAAAUAUUUGAACCUGUCUACUGUUUUUUUAUUUUUAAUUUUGGUUAAAAGAAUCGUUUUAUUGGCCCUUUUUCGGUGAGAAAUCUUCGAGGAAGUGAAGAAUUCUUCAAGGAAGCAAGGUUCUUGGCUUCUUAGUUUGAUGCGUAAACAAAAAUUGUCAUAAUUCCUGGAAAAAAAGGAGAGGCCUUUUCUGUUUCAGAGAUUUUGCGGAGAAAUCUCAAAGAAAGAAGGCUUCUUGUCUGUGUCAAGUCUCCCGAGAUCUUCCUGCUCCGGAUCCCAAGAAAUUAAGUGAACGGCCAACAUUUCGACCCAAUCUUGUGGUUUUCGUUCAAGUUUGUUGAAAAAAAAAUCCGGUUUUCUCAGCUUUUCUUGUAAGAAAUCUCCAAGAAAGUAAGUUUCUUGGCUGUCCCGGGAAAGCGGGGAUUUUCUUGGCCGGGUUUCUUCUCUUCUCCGAUACCAAGAUGGUGACCGUUGAGAUCGAGGAAGCGAUGAAUGGCAAGGAGUCGGUGAUCCCGAAGGAGGCGCGCGGUAUCUUGCACGGCCUGGCCUCGAACUGGAGCGACGUGGUGGACUCCAAGGUCUUGGAGGUGGUGCCGCUCAAGGGGGCCAUGACGAACGAGGUGCUCCAGAUCAAUUGGCCCACGACGGAGGAGAGCAAAGCGGCGAAGCCAAGGAAGGUCCUGGUCCGGAUCUACGGGGAAGGGGUCGAGGCCUUCUUCGAUCGGGAGGACGAGGUCCGGACGUUCGAGUGCAUGUCCAGGCACGGCCAGGGGCCCCGCCUGCUCGGUCGCUUCUCCAAUGGCCGAGUCGAGGAGUUCAUCCAUGCCAGGACACUCUCAGCCGCCGAUCUCCGUGACCCAGAAAUAUCUGCACUGAUAGCAUCAAAACUGAGGGAGUUUCAUGAUCUCGAUAUGCCUGGUCCAAAAAAUACGCUGCUCUGGGACAGGCUAAGAAAUUGGCUUAAAGCAGCCAAGAGUCUGUGCCUUGCUCGAGAAGCUGAAGAAUUUCGCUUGGAUACUUUAGAAGAGGAGAUCACUGCUUUGGAGAAAGGAAUUACACAGGAAGGACAGAAGAUAGGGUUUUGUCAUAAUGAUCUUCAGUAUGGAAACAUUAUGAUUGAUGAAGAGACCAGGCUAGUAACUAUAAUAGAUUAUGAGUAUGCGAGCUUCAAUCCCAUUGCAUAUGAUCUUGCCAAUCACUUCUGUGAGAUGGCUGCUGACUACCAUACAGAAACACCUCAUUUAUUGGACUACAAUAAAUAUCCAGAUAUUGAGGAGCGCAAAAGGUUCAUCAAGAUAUACCUGAGUUCUUCAGGUGAAAAUGCUAAUGAUGCGGAGGUUGAUGAUCUACUCCGAAGUGUGGAAAAGUAUGCUUUGGCAAGUCAUCUGGUUUGGGGCCUGUGGGGAAUAAUUUCUGAGCAUGUGAAUGAAAUUGACUUUGAUUAUAUGGAGUAUGCAAGGCAGAGGUUUCGGCAAUACUGGUUGAGAAAGCCCAUGACUUUGGAUUCUGGCAUUAAUCAGUAAAGUUUGGGUGAUGAAGAAGGAAUGCUUUAGGAGUCUGUAUAGUAAUAUCGAGCUUUACAGCUUUUUGUAUUAUAGCAACUCCAAUAUUUGAAUGUAUACGUAAUAAUAUAGCUGUAUUACAGUGUUGUAAAAGUAACUGCUGUUCAUAUUAAUAAAUAAUAUCCUGCUUUUUAGUUUGAUGUUA
Elaeis guineensis (African oil palm) is the source of this 1985-nucleotide messenger RNA. Its product is annotated as probable choline kinase 2. Gene Ontology annotation, biological process: phosphatidylethanolamine biosynthetic process; phosphatidylcholine biosynthetic process. Gene Ontology annotation, molecular function: ethanolamine kinase activity; choline kinase activity. The record is from RefSeq and is a predicted model, not a curated record. Lineage: Eukaryota; Viridiplantae; Streptophyta; Magnoliopsida; Arecales; Arecaceae. Gene Ontology annotation, cellular component: cytoplasm.